Molecule: messenger RNA, 3575 nt
Organism: Phyllotreta striolata
Lineage: Eukaryota; Metazoa; Arthropoda; Insecta; Coleoptera; Chrysomelidae
Source: the annotation of a GenBank genome assembly
UAAAAACGAAGAAAAGUUUAACCAUAACUAUAAUAUUUUUUUAAGCGAAUGUUAAAAUUAUUUAAAAAAACAAAUAGUUCUUGCAUGAAAAUUAGCUGUUAAGAGGAAAUCGUGUUAUUUAUAUGCCAGUCAUGAUGGCCAAAGAGCAAGAUAAUUUUAUGGCCGGCAUUCGACAUGCCCUUAAUUUACCACUAAGAACCCGUUGUGCUGAACUGACUGUUCUGUUGGACAGAGGAAAUUUAUUGGAGUUGCACAGCUUUUUCCCGAUAUUAAUCGAAAACAUAUUUGGCUCCCAAGGCAGUAUUUCUUGGGGCCUUCGCAGCACAACAGAAUCCGAAAGUGAAGAUUUUCGCCAGUUGCAUCAUUUCCUAUCACCUUGCGGUCCUGUGUUUAAGUUAAUUUAUACAUUGUUGAAAGAUCCAAACAUACGAUAUGAAUUUCCGUUGGGCUGCUUACCGUUGAAAAUAAGGCAGUUUUUGGAGAACUCUCAAAUGCAUCCGUUUUACUCUGAAUUAGUGCAUUGCAAUUCUCAAACGAAACAAAUUGUGUCUCUUAUGUUAAAUUCCUUCGAUUAUUACAUGUUUCAUUUUGCCUAUCAUUUGAUAAAUCCAUGGCAACAACGAGCAGGUUCUACAUUAAGUUCUUGGAAUACAGUUUAUUACUUACUGUGUUGUGAUUAUAUUAUACAUUUUCUUCCUGUUGAUCCAGCUGUUACAGUAUUACCUCAGAUUUAUUACAACGGAAAAAAUCCUUUACAAGUCGCUAAAGCUAAUUUAUUAGAACACCCGCAAAAUUCUGGUUUGAUAUCAGGUAAAAUAUCCCAAUCCAAGGAUGAUUCGUUUCAGAAUAAUCUGGACAUCCAUCACCCGAGGAACGACAUCUGGCGAAGCGAAACUGUUUUAACAGUGUUUACCGAUAUGUGGCUGUACAACAAUCAAGUCAUUGAUAAUAGAAGUAAUAUUAGUUCGUUUAAUAAUCCAGCCAUGGCGCCUUCUGCAUCGCGAUUCCUUCAACACAACGAAUUGCCGACGGGAGAGUACAUGCGGAUUGUUCGUGUUCUGAUUAAACAACUCCACGCUUUCUACGCAAGCGCCAAAGCAGACGAUACUCACCUGGGAGAACUAAAAAAGAUAUCUGUACCGAUGAUUCAAGGAAAGUUUUACACGUUUAUAAGAAACUUGAUACACCGAUGGCCUUUGGACGGUUCGUUUCGGCUGGUUUUGGAACUGUGGUUAACUUACAUCCAGCCGUGGAGAUAUCCGCCUAAUAAUUUAAUUAAGCAAGUGAAUAAAAAAGAGGUAAACCCGGAUUUGGAAGACAUUUCCAUGGCGCCCCAGCAGGAAGUCGACCCCGAAUUUAUACCAUUUAUCGCCGAAAAUCUAUUGGCUUACGUCGUAAUUUUCCAACAACUCUUACCGAGAUUCUGUCGAGUGGAUUUAGUCAGUCCGAAGAUGUCGCUCAUGUUGUACAGGAUUACCAAGAACUUUGGAAAGAUCCCUCGUAACGCAAAAUUGAACUCCACGCAGGUGUUCGACCAACCGAACUUGCCGAAAUACCUCAGAGAAAUCGAGCAGUGCGUCGACAACAACAGCUCCCCAACUCACAAGUACAACAAUCAUUGGGUGAACACGCUACCGCCAUUAUCUCCGACGUCCAAUUGGAGCGUUAACGUGAGCCACAAUAGAAGCACUGGUAAUGUCUCCACCGAUUUUGCAUCCAGCCAAUCGAGAAGCGGGCCGAACGCCACUUCGUUUCUGACCAGCAUCAGAGUCCCAGCCGAUAAAAAAUGGGCGCCCGUUAUUAGACAGAAAAUUUUUGAUCUGGAAGGACCGAACUUUUGCUACAAAUCCUUGUUCACCAACCCGCCGGUUGCAGAGGUGUACGAUUUAAUAUAUCUAAUCAAAAAAUCGAUCAGUCAAGCCGAAGAAAUCGUGAGAGCGAAGGAACGGGACGAGCAGGAAAUGUUCUCCGGCAUAUGGGGAUCCGUUAAAUACUUCUUCAAAGGCAUCGAUACCAACGACGAGUUUACGCUGAAGGACCGCCAGAAAGUGCCGCUUCACCUGCAAGUGGCCCUGCAGAAUUUGGCGGACAUGUUCAACAUACAUAACGAGGUACAGAGAGAUUCGGAACCGUCGAGCUUCGUUUCGAACGCCGUCAGCCCUUGCAGCGAUUUCCUCACGCCCGAAAGGGUCAGGGCUCGAAUCAAGAAUAUCCGGUACGAAGGGGAUCCGGACCUUCAUCCCAUUCAGAGCCACGAGAAUACGUUUUUGGUCAGGACGCUCUACCAAAUUGCUCUUAAAAUCAACGAAAUUUAUGGGCCGACGUUUUAUCAACUUUAUCACAGUCAGUCCUUCGUCGGGCGAUUAUCGAGGGAAAUUUUGUGUCCUCCGAUAACGAUCUACCGGUACGAUAAGAGCACGCCCGGAUCGCCGAGAUUGAGCAGCAACUUACCGCCCAGACUGAGCCUCAGAUUCAUGGCGAGUUACAGCUUUUUGAGCUAUCUAAUUUUAGGCGCCUUUUUAGCGUGGAUUUUCGGCUACAGGAUCGAGGUUUACUUCACGUUUUUAAUAGCGGUAUACGUUACGUAUAAAUGUUUGAGGGCGCUGAGGGGGAGAGAAACGCCCGUGAGGCAUAACUACCCGACGCAGGGCUUCGGAAACAUCAGCUUUAACGAUUCCUUCUGAUUUUUUUUUAUAACAAUAAAAUUCUUUUACUCGGAUAUUUUGAGGUUUUUGUCGUCGAAUUGGCCUUUUGUUUCGCGGAAUUUUCGUAUAAAUGCCCUGUAAACGCGUCGCAACGCGACAGGCUAAAUAAAUAAUUUUGCCUGUCAAAUUCUUCACCACGAUGCGGCUGCUCGUUUAAAUUUUAAGUUAAUUACAAAAUUCCCAGUCAAUGUUUUCUAUCCCGAUUUUGCGAAGCGCGCUAUCAAGAACAGUCCCGUCGAGCCGGCUCGCCGCCCUAUCGAGCAAAAAUGCGCCGAUUCGGGUGGCCCUGAAGAAUGCGGUCCUUCCGCCCAAUCUGCGGGAAACGGUCGAGCGCAGAAUUCGAGAGCCCGUCGAAACAGUCACUCCCCAUGGAUUCCCGAAUUCGCUGGAAAUUUCGCCGGUCCCGCCGCUUUGGUGUCCGGCGCUCGGCGACGGCGCGGCCCCGCUGAGCUGCUCGUGCAAGUACAAGAGGAAGUACAGGAAGUGCAAGUGCAAGCUCAAGAAGGCCAAGAAGAAGUUGAAGAAGUGCAAAAAGAAGCGGAAGAAGUGCAAAAGGAAGCGGAAGAAGUGCAAGUGCAAGCUGAAGAAGUACAAGCGCAAGUAUAAAAAGUGCAAGUGCAAGAAGAAGAAGUAUAAGAAGAUGUGCAAGAAAUGAAGCGCUUCAAAGAGCAAGCAACUCCGCAAUUGAUGGUAUGCCAAUUGGUGUACAGGUGACAAGAAUUUGACAAGCAAAAUUUCUAAUUACAUUAAUUAUGCAUCUAAUUAACUAAACAUAUUAGUCUCAUUUCUUUGGAUAAAUAGAAUAAUAAUGCCGUAACGAUAUUUAAAGAAAUAUUAUUUAAACAUUAAAUAAAAAAUUGCAAUACAAUU